GCACUUGAUUCUGACCACCAACACAGGGCUAUUGGAACAAAUCUAGAGCCGGCAAAAUGGUCGAAUGGACAGACUUCGAGCGCGCCACCAUCGCGGACAUCUUCUCCAAGAUGGAUUAUGAGGUCGUGGGCCCUGCAACCCUUGCCAGGUGUCUGAUCGUCUACCCCUGGACUCAGAGGUAUUUCGGAAGCUUUGGAAACCUCUACAACGCGGCUACAAUCCAGGCAAACCCUUUGGUUGCAAAACACGGAACCACUAUCCUCCACGGUCUGGACCGGGCUUUGAAGAACAUGGACAACAUCAAGCAAACCUACGCUGAGCUGAGCGUGCUGCACUCUGAGAAACUGCACGUGGACCCUGACAAUUUCAAGCUGUUGUCUGACUGUCUCACCGUCGUGGUCGCUUCUCGGAUGCGUAAAGAGUUCACUGCUGAAGUGCAGGCAGCUUUCCAGAAGUUCCUGGCUGUGGUGGUGUCCUCCCUGGGAAGACAGUACCAUUAGAGAGCUGCAGCAGAAGACCAAUACAUGCAGAUUAUGAAUAUCUCUUUCUUUUUUGUCAUGUCUCAAAGGCAUAAAUAAAGAAAACAAUAAGCAUAUUAAACAAGGUGCAUGUCU
Molecule: messenger RNA, 614 nt
Organism: Centropristis striata (black sea bass)
Lineage: Eukaryota; Metazoa; Chordata; Actinopteri; Perciformes; Serranidae
Product: hemoglobin subunit beta-2-like
Exons: 3
Coding region: 57-500 (147 amino acids)
Biological process (GO): oxygen transport; hydrogen peroxide catabolic process
Cellular component (GO): hemoglobin complex; blood microparticle; haptoglobin-hemoglobin complex
Molecular function (GO): heme binding; oxygen binding; haptoglobin binding
Source: RefSeq, a predicted model, not a curated record